GAGGCACGCAUGCGCAGUGGGCGGAGGAGGCGCCUCCGCUGCCCUUAAAGCACGACAGAAGCGGAGGGACGGAGGUGUGGACGCCGCUGAAGCUUUCUCGCGGAGCCGCCGGGCGCUGGAGCCCUGGGAUCAAAGGGGAGCACGAUGUCUCUCUACCGCUCCUUAUUGAUCCCAACUCGCCUGGUGCUGAAGGCCUCGAAGGUUGUGAGCUGGCUGGCGACCUACAGCGGGGCUUGCCUUUCAGCCGCAUUCAACCUCUCCUGGGCACUCUGGUUGCUGCUGACCAGGGGCCCCCGACAAGUGUUUCACAAGAAGACAAGGGAGGUGCCCCCCAGCUGCCUCACGGACACCACUUACGGGGAACACCGCUAUCUGACCCUCAAGCACUCAGGGCUGCGUCUCCACUAUGUCAUCGCAGGCCAGGAAGGUGCACAGCUCAUGCUUUUCUUGCAUGGUUUUCCCGAGAACUGGUUUAUGUGGCAUCAUCAACUGAAGGAAUUUAAGCAAGCAUUCAAGGUGGUAGCCAUUGAUCUCAAGGGCUUUGGCUUUUCCGAUGCACCUCCUGGCCUUGAACAUUAUCAGAGGGAUGUCUUGAUGGAAGAUAUACGAAGCGUAGUUGAAACCCUGGGACCCAGCGAGAAGGAUGCAUCUGCUAAGUGCAUCCUGUUAGGGCACGACUGGGGCGGAUGCAUUGCCUUUGAAUUUGCUGCCACUUACCCAAACAUGGUGGAGAAACUAGUUGUCUUGAGUGGCGCUCAGUCACAUGUUCUAACAGAAUAUAUGUUCCAGCAUCUCAGCCAGGUGCUGAAAAGUGAAUACAUGUUCCUGUUCCAGCUCCCCAAAUUGCCGGAGUUCCUGUUGUCCUUGGAUGACUUCCUUUACAUAAAGCAGGCUUUCACCAGCAAGAAGAAGGGAAUCCAGAAUCCAGAUCAUUAUCUGACAGAAGAAGAACUGGAUGUUUAUCUACAUAGUCUUUCUCAGCCUGGCCGCUUAACAACACCUUUGAAUUACUACAGGAACUUCGUGAGCAGCUGGCGCCAUCCAAAGUGUAAGGAUAUCUUGAUGCCUGUGUUGCUGCUCUGGGGAAAGAAUGAUGCAUUUCUGGAACCAGGAUUGAUUGAACUGAUGAAGCAGAAUAUGCGGAAAGGCGUCCAGGUGCACAUCAUCCCUAAAUGCAGUCACUGGGUAGCUGAGGAUCAACCUCAAGAAGUCAAUCGUCUGAUAGGGUCUUUCCUCCUGGAGAAAAGAGCUGAUGAAGGAAAGGAAUGAACUGGAGGCGUCUCUCCUAUUUGGUAUAACCCACAAUAACAGCAACUCAGCCUGACCCUUGUUCUGCGGAGUGUUGCUUCUCUUUUUUGACCUCACUCCCACACUAAUAACUGGUUUUGCUUCAUGCCCACGUUCUCUUGCACUUCAAUAAAGAGUGCCUAACCUGCAUCCACCUUUUUAGGAGGCAGAUAGCACAACUUGGGGCCACAGGGAGUUGAAUUUUGCCAGAGGACUCUUGACUCACCUCCACUUUGGUGAGAGGUAUGAACACUCUUGCAAGAGCGAGUGAUUCUUUCUCGGUCCCUUGACAGCCAAAUCCUGAACAAACAGGAUUCCUGGCAUUCCUUUUCAGAGACAAGCCACAGCCUUUGCAAAUGCUUCGUAAGUCCCUGUGGGAAGAACCUGCUGGUUUGGGUGAUCCGGAAAUGGAAUUUUAAUUUUGAUUGGAACAUGUGUGUCAGAUCUGAUCUUUCCAUUGACUUAAAUUCUGAAGCUGAAAGAGAAUGGAGUGAGGAUAUUCUCAAGAAAUGAUAUAAGGGAUGGAACAAGCGCACCUCAGAAAUGAGUCAGACUAGUGCUGUGAAAUGGCAGAGAAUGGAUCUGUAGAUUGCGGGGACACAUUUUAGUACUUGGCUGAAAAUAGCAAAAUCAAAGGCAAAAGUUACCAAGGAGGGACAAUCAUGAACAGAUAAAUAGUGUGUACCCCAAUGUAGAACAUGUUCCUGAAGCUGUUUUCUUUCCACAGUCAUGGUGGCCAAGUUAAGCAUACUUCUUUUCACACAGAAUUACUUUCAUAUAUAGAUUGGCCCUUAGUGAACAUCUAAUCAGAUGAGAAGAACAUCUUCAUGGUAGUUUAAUCAUCCAGUUUAACAACUGCAGAGGUUGGAAAUGCCACUCUUUUGGAAGCAGUGCUCUGACAUCCUCUCACUUGCCACCUCUCAAAAUGGCAGUGUCAGCUGUGGAGUCUGGGAACUGCUGUCCAAAAAAAAAUUCAACAUUUUCAAGAGUGCUGGGGAAGAUUCAGCUUCAGCCAUUCUUCCAAUCCUGCCAUCGCUUCAAAGAAAAUGUUUAGGGAUGGUGUGCUGGCAUGCAUCAAUUAAUAAAGCUUUUGACAAACUCA
Messenger RNA from Anolis carolinensis (green anole), 2389 nucleotides. RefSeq names its product epoxide hydrolase 3 (gene ephx3). The record is from RefSeq and is a predicted model, not a curated record. Gene Ontology annotation, molecular function: hydrolase activity. NCBI's taxonomy places the organism in Eukaryota, Metazoa, Chordata, Lepidosauria, Squamata, Anolidae. Bases 145 to 1269 code for a protein of 374 amino acids. The transcript is spliced from 8 exons.